This is a messenger RNA of Chironomus riparius, 1230 nucleotides long. The record is from the annotation of a GenBank genome assembly. NCBI's taxonomy places the organism in Eukaryota, Metazoa, Arthropoda, Insecta, Diptera, Chironomidae.
AUGGUGAUGGAACAAAGUGAUUUAGCAAAUAAGAUUUCUGAAUUGUGCCUCAAUUUUUAUAAUAAACUGCCGAAUGGUAACAAGUAUAAAGCAUCAGAAUGGACAAUUCUCUCGGCAAUAUGUAUGCAACGUGACACAGACAAGUUUGAAAUCGUCAGCAUGGGAACGGGUACGAAAUGUAUUGGAGCAAAUAUGUUGACAGCUAAUGGUGACAUAUUAAAUGAUUCUCAUGCUGAAGUUCUAGCACGUCGUGCAUUCAUACGCUUCCUAUUGCAUCAGAUUAGCUGUGUAAAGGAUAAUAAUAGUGAUGCAAAAUCGAUUUUCCAACUCGAUGAGAAAAGCAAGCGUUUCAAGUUAAUGGAUAAUGUAAAGUUUCACAUGUUUACGACCUCAACUCCGUGCGGUGAUGCUAGUAUUUAUGCUACAAAUGACAAUCACGAUGAACCGGAUACGAAACGUGUAAAGUUAAAUGACACAUUACCAGAUGGAUUUACUGGGGCAAAGUUAAUGUUUGAUGAGGAUGUGGAGGAUCCAAUGGAGCAGACGGAAGGAAAGAUUCGUAUAAAACCAGGCAAAGGCGACCGUACUAUGUCAUUAUCGUGCAGUGAUAAAAUUGCACGUUGGAAUUUAGUCGGAAUUCAAGGAUGUAUGUUAUCAUCAUUAAUCCAUCCAAUUUAUGUCGAAACUAUUAUUCUGGCUGAUGGAACUCCAUAUAAUCAGAAUGCAAUGGAACGAGCAUCAUGGAGGAGAUUUGUUGAUGCUGAAAAGUUUCUUGAAUUUCCAUUCAAGUUAAACAAACCGAAAAUUCUUAUUGCAAAUAAUAAAAUGAAAUUUAAAUUUGCUCGAAACGAUAAGGAACGUAUAAAUCCAUCGUCAAAUUCUAUCAUCUACAGUCAACUACCGGAAAAGAUGAGACCCAUCGAAGUAUCUGUGGGCGGUAAACGUCAAGGCGUCACUAAGAAGCAUUUACAAUCACGUAAAGCGCAUUUAAAGAUAUCCAAAAUUGAAUUAUUCACUGAGUACAUGAGCAUCUUGAGCGAGUUUAGCGAAUUAAAAUCACAUUUAUAUUCAAAUGCCAUUAAUUUUGAUGAUUUAUGCUAUAACGACAUAAAAUCUUUACCAAAGAAUGAAUAUUGUGUGCAAUGGAAGCGUUUGAGGGAGGGAUUAUUGCCGAAUUGGACCACGAAAAAUGAAAAUUUAUCGAAUUUUAAAUCGUAUUUUUGUCACUAA